Oryza brachyantha (malo sina) is the source of this 744-nucleotide messenger RNA. RefSeq lists its product as uncharacterized. The record is from RefSeq and is a predicted model, not a curated record. The transcript has a single exon. NCBI's taxonomy places the organism in Eukaryota, Viridiplantae, Streptophyta, Magnoliopsida, Poales, Poaceae. Bases 103 to 585 code for a protein of 160 amino acids.
GAGAGGAGCUCACCGUCGCCGUCGCCGGAGUAGCAGAAGCGGCCGCCGCCGGGCAACGAGUAGGAGGAGGUGGAGAUAGCUGUGUGAGGGUUGAAGCUAGCUAUGGAGGCUGCGGAGGAGACGGAGGUUGCGUGCGAUUGCUGCGGGUUCACGGAGGAGUGCACGGCGCCGUACAUCGCCGGGGUGCGGGCGCGGUACGGGGGCCGCUGGAUCUGCGGCCUGUGCGGGGACGCCGUCGGGGAGGAGAUGGGCCGGGCCUCGCCGCCCAUCUCGCCGGCCGAGGCGCUCGACCGCCACGCCUUCGUCUGCGGCUCCGGCCGCCGCUCCACCGCGCCGCCGUCCCCCGCAGAGAGCGCGGACGGGCUCAUCGCCGCGGUGCGCCUCCUCCUCCGCCGCAGGCUGGGCUCCCCGCCGCCCACGCCGCCGAGGAAGGUUCGCUCCACGCCCAGCAGCCCGAGGCGCGACGUGCCGACCGCAGCCGCCGGCAUCGUCUCCGUCGAGACCGUAGUCGCCGGAGGCGGAGGCGGCGGCGCGGGUGGCUCGCUCGCGCGGACGGAGAGCUGCUUCGCCGCGCUCGUCGAGUAAAAACCACAAAAAAAUGGUAGAUUUCUAGCCUGAAAACUUUAGCUUUUGUACUGUAAAUAAAUAUUUGCUUCUACUUUUUUUCGUUUCAUUGAUUUUGCUAGCGAGAAUUUAAGAGCAAUAAUAAAAUGUGUACAUAUCAGCGCGAAGUAAUGGAAGUGA